AUGCAAAAGAUGUUUAUCGUGAAGAUGAAGAUAAUAAUGAUUCAAUCUGCUGAACAACAAAGACAUAUUUUGAGGAUGCUGGAAAAAUCUUUGGCAAGUGAAAUGGAUCUCGAAAAGAAAAUGACAGCAUUAAGACAAGUUGAAGAAGUGCUAAAUCAAAGGUUGGUCUCAUCAGAACAAGAAGUAUACUGCAUGGGAGAUGAAACAAAAGAUGUUCGGGAAAGAUUGUUUGUGGCGGAUAAUAUGGCUGUGACAAACGAACUAAAAUCCAAUUUGAGAGAUGCUGAAGAUAAAAUAAUUCUUGCCAAUUCAAAAGCCUUUACUUUGGGUGAAAAGGUCAGAUUGCUUGAUAAAGAGCUGAAAGAAUCUGUGUUUCUGUUGCUGAAUGCAAAGUAUUCUGUAGAUGGGAGUCAGGAAGAGCUUAAUGCUCUAUGUUCCAUAAUCAAUGAAACACUCCAGCUAAGUUUGAAAAGUUCAGCUACUCGGCUAAAAUCAAAGCUUGAAGGUUCGAAGGAAGAAUUGAAGGCUAAAGAAAAUUCUUUUAGCAAGCUGGAAAGGAGCAAUGCAAAAUUUAAUGACUUGCUUGUCAGAUUGCUUGAUAAAGAGCUGAAAGAAUCUGAGUUUCUGCUGCUGAUUGCAAAGUAUUCUGUAGAUGGUAGUCAGGAAGAGAUUAAUGCUCUAUGUUGCAUAAUCAAUGAAAUGGAAAAUGUAAUUGCAGAUUCUGAAGUGAGGAUAUGUAAAGCAAAAAGUAAGGCUGAAAAUGCUGAAACCAAGUGUCCAAUAUGGAGAUUAAUGAAGAGCUGGGCCUUCUUAAGAGUGGUCCUCAUGCCUCUGACAAGGUUGAUUUCCUUGAGAGGCAGUUAA
Messenger RNA from Humulus lupulus (European hop), 864 nucleotides. Its product is annotated as WPP domain-interacting tail-anchored protein 1-like. The record is from RefSeq and is a predicted model, not a curated record. The coding region runs from base 1 to 864 and encodes 287 amino acids. NCBI's taxonomy places the organism in Eukaryota, Viridiplantae, Streptophyta, Magnoliopsida, Rosales, Cannabaceae. The transcript is spliced from 5 exons.